Molecule: messenger RNA, 2833 nt
Organism: Dendronephthya gigantea
Lineage: Eukaryota; Metazoa; Cnidaria; Anthozoa; Malacalcyonacea; Nephtheidae
Exons: 8
Coding region: 242-2833 (863 amino acids)
Source: RefSeq, a predicted model, not a curated record
UGCAUAAUAUUAAAGUUUACCUUUUAAAUAAUCAAGCGUGAUUAGUAUUAUGUCGAUAAAGAAGCUUUGUCAAAAGAAACGAGCGUUUGUUUAUACCCGAGUGUUCUCUUUCGUCCGCCAUCUUGAUUUAUAUUUCUCUAUGCUAAUUUAUGCACGCUUAACAUGUGUGACGUCAUAACCUGGGUUGAUCUAAACAUCUUGGCGCGAAAUAUAAAUUUCUAUUUACUUUUACUGCGCCAGAAUGUAUUGCCCGGUUUACGGUUGCACAAGCGAUUACAAAAAGAACAAAGAAAACAAUAUACAUUAUUUUUCAUUUCCGAAAGCGUCAAAUAAAGAAGAGCAGAGAAGGCGAAAUAUCUGGAUCGACUUUUGCAAGCGAAAAAACUUCCGUCCAUCGAAAUGCACUUGCAUGUGUUCCUUACACUUCGCUACUGACUCCUAUGUUCCAUCACAUUCUCCCGAUUUUUUAAAGUCGAUAAAUUUUUUUGGAAAACGUAAGUUAAUUCUCAAACCCGACGCUGUGCCAACUAUAAGAAAAGCACUUGAUUCUGACACCAAUAAAGAAGAGGCAUCAGCAAAAAAGAAGAGGUCGACAGGUAUCCUUUCAAGAAGAAAGGAGGUAGAUGAGUUGAUCGCUCAUGCUGAAAGUUUUGCGGGAAAAGCAGACGAGGGUGAAUCAGAAGGAACCAUACUUGAAAGCAGUGUUAGCGCCAGUGCCAGUGAGACAUGCCAACCAGAGGCGAGGGAGUUAAAAAAACACUCGUCAGUAUCUGUUCAAACUAUCCGUCUAGAAUACGUUGGUAAAAAUGCGGGUACCCAGACAAGUAGGAAGCUUGAAGGAACAAAAUUAACAUGCGUGACAAAAGGAACACAAACCUUCGUCAGCAAUGAAUUUUUUACAAGACUCGAGUCGCUCAAGAAAGCUUCAACAUCCUCACAAACGGAUCCAAUAGAAUGUGACAGUAGUAAUGCAAUUGUAAGUGAAGAAAUCAGGAAAGUGGAAGACGAUGGACAUAGCUUGAACGAUAAGAAAUUGGCUGUGACUGUGGAUUUGGACAAGAAUAAUAUUGAAAAUUCAGACCACGUUAAAGAUGACCACGACGAAAAUGAUGCAGGCGACGAUAGUUGUGACGAAGAGUUUUUACCCACAUCUGGCGAAGAAAGCGAAUCUGAUGAAGAACAUAUCGAAGAUACAAAGACAUGCGAUUCGGUCAUUCUUACAAGUGACAAACCCAUUCAAGAUCAGCUAAAACUGAUUAUAUGCGAGGAAUCAAUUGCGACUAUGUUCAGUGUUUGCUUUAAAUGCGGAAGUCGUUGCACUGUUUCUGUUGGGAACACAAUUGGAAGUUAUUGCACUAUCUACAUAUCAUGCUGUUCAUCAGCAAACCAUGAAAUAACCUGGUCAACAGGCCCUCUUCUGAAUCGAUUGCCAGCGAUGAAUUUACUUAUGGCGUCAACAAUAUUGAGCACAGGCAUGGAGUGCAACAAGACGUUGAGAUUCAUGGAAUCGCUAAAGAUUUUGUGUUUUAAGAGACGCGAGUUUUCAAAUGUCCAAGGUGCCUAUGUUAUACCGGCUGUAGUCAGUGUUUGGAGAACAGAGCAACGGAAACUGUUGUCCGAGAUUGAUGGAAAAUCGAUUGAAAUUGCGUCGGAUAUGAGAGUGGAUAGCCCUGGACACAGUGGGCUCCUUGGAGCUGGAAGCAGUCUUGAUUCAAAUAGAAAUGUCAUUCUCGAUACUCAAAUAAUUAAGAGCACAGAAGUAAAAAACUCUAAUGGAAUGGAAUUAGAAUCUCUAAAAAGGCAACUUCUUUACCUCGAAGAAGCAAAUGUGGUUGUGAAGAAAGUGGUGACAGACAGGCAUGGCCAAGUAGCGUCCUACAUGGCGGAAGAAAAGCCAGAUAUUGAACACAAUUACGACGUCUGGCAUUUAGCUAAAGGUGAAAAGAAAAAGUUGCUCAAAGCUGUGAAGACAAAAAAAUUUAAAGCCAUUAAACCCUGGAUUGGGUCUAUUAUAAAUCAUAUAUACUGGGUGGCUUUGUCAACUGCAAAUGAAGAUGAGAGAGUGGAAAAGUGGUUAAGCUUGUUGAAUCACAUAGUGGAUAUUCAUGUGCAUGAAGAAAACAAGAUUUUUAAAAAAUGCACACAUGAGGAAGUGGAUCGAGCUUGGUUGAAACCAGGUUCAGCAGCUUAUAAGAAGCUUAAAGAAAUCUUAACAAGACCAAGAUUAUUAUCUGCAAUUCGAAAGCUGUCAGGCUCUCAUCAAACCUCAUCCCUAGAAGCAAAGCAUGCUCUUGACAACCAAUUUGCAUCCAAGAAUACCUACUACCCAUACCAUUCAUUGAUGGCAAGGAUAUUUUGCUCAAACCUACAUUUUAAUGAAAAUUCACAACGGAAACAAGCAGAGACAAAAGAAGGAGCCCCCCGAUGGGUUGUCAUAUAUCCUAAGGCACAUAUGGGUGAAAAAGCAAUUGCUCGAAAAAUUAAAGAAGAUACAACACACAAAUAUAUACAAGCAAUCCAGCAGGAAACUCUCAAGCUGAGGAUGAACUAUCCAACACUAAAGAAAGCAUGUGAGCAUGCAAAAAAGAUCCUGCCUGAAGAGCCAAAAUCACUAGUUCAAAAUUAUCUUGAUGGCAAACAACCAGAAUGCAAAGAAACAGUUGUUUCAAGGAAAUACAGCAGAUUCACAAAACCAGCCUAUCCAAUUGCUGACGAUGGAACCACAUGUAAAUGCUCAGGCAAAUGUGCUACGGUUAGAUGCCCAUGUAAAUUAGUUGACAAGAGCUGUACACACGAAUGUAAAUGUAAGGUACAGAAGUGUUCAAACAAAUAG